ACCCUGUAAUGUAAUAAAUGACUGUCAGUGAACAUGGGCAGGGUAAUCCCGCCAUUUACGUCAGUAACUUGCAUGUUGCGAAGCUAUCUUGGCUGUAACACUGUUUUGAUAGAAGGGACAAAAUUCUUCACAAUCGUAACUUAUUUUAGUUUCAGUGAUUACGAAGUAAACAGUUGACUGUGUCGCUUAUAUCAAAGCUAUCUAGCGAGCUAAUAAUAUUCAACAGCUACAGCAAUUAUGCUUUUUUGCACGAGCAUGAUUUUUUUGCCAUCGUAAAUGUGUACACACUAUAUAUAACAUGAAAACUAUUAACUAACAUGGUUCCUGCAAUUUUGACAUGAAUGGUAUGUCAUUUUUCAUACUGAGCCUUCAAGUGGGUGGACCGAAGUGACGCUCCGACGCAGCCUGCGUAGUGGGCCUCGGGCCCGCCCGUUCUUACUGCUGUUAUGGGAACCCAUCGUGACUGGGUGGAAGAGGUUAGCACGGACUGUAAACAUGGCGGCGUGCACAGCCAGAAGUCUGUGCUGUAAACCCCAAUAUUAGUGAGUGAAGUACCGAGACAAGUGAACCAUGGAGACCGAAGAGGAGCAACACAUGACAACGCUGCUCUGCAUGGGCUUUCCUGACCCCGUAGCUAUCAGGAAAGCUCUUCGCUUGGCCAAAAACGACAUCAACGAGGCAGUCGCGCUUCUUACCAACGAGAGCCCCGGACUCGGGUAUGGGUAUGAGCCGAUGGAGAGUGGGCCUGCCCCGGGGCCUGGAUCCGGUGGUGACGGAGAAACCAACAAUCGGAGUGGGAGUGGUACCGGUGGGUUUGACCCACCACCGGCUUACCACGAUGUUGUGGAGGGCGAGAGGAGCAACGACGAGAAUGGGAACUGCCCCGGCGGGAACAUGGAGUUUCCCACCACCAACCUGUACGAGCUGGAGAGCCGCGUCUUCACCGACCAUUGGUCCAUCCCCUACAAGAGGGAGGAGUCGCUGGGCAAGUGCCUCAUCGCCUCCACGUGCCUGGCGAGACUGGGUCUUGCUGACGCAGACGAGAACUGCAAGAGGUUCAUAGACAGAUGCAUGCCAGAAGCCUUCAAAAAGCUGCUGACGUCGAGCGCCGUGCACAAAUGGGGCACAGAGAUCCACGAGGGGAUCUACAACAUGCUCAUGCUGCUGGUGGACCUGGUGGCCGAGCGGGUCAAGCAGGACCCCAUCCCCGUGGGGCUGUUGGGAGUUCUCACCAUGGCCUUUAACCCAGACAAUGAGUACCACUUCAAAAACCGCAUGAAAUCCUCGCAGCGGAACUGGGCAGAGGUGUUUGGUGAGGACAGCAUGUUUGCUGUGUCCCCCAGCUCCAGUUACCAGAAGGAGCCACAUGGUUGGCUUGUGGAUCUGGUGAACCGAUUCGGGGAGAUGGGAGGCUUUACCGCGAUUCAGACCAAGCUGAAUGCCGAGGAGAUCGAAAUCGGGAGCGUAUCUGCCCUGGUCCAGCCCCUGGGAGUCUGUGCUGAGUACCUCAACUCCAGCCUGGUCCAGCCCAUGCUGGAUCCCGUCAUCCACAAGAUGAUAACCUACGUGCAGAACCUGGAGGAGAAAGACCUGAAAGACAAGCGGCUGGUCAGCAUCCCCGACCUGCUGUCGGCCAUCAAGCUGCUGUGCAUGAGGUUCCAGCGGGAGCUGGUCUCCGUGGUGGACCACCUGCGGCUGGACAUCCUGCUGCGUAUGCUGAAGACGCCCCACUUCAGCGCCAAAAUGAACUCCCUCAAAGAGGUGACAAAGUUGAUAGAGGAAAGCACUGUGUCCAAGACCGUGAAAAACGCCAUAGACACUGACCGACUGCUGGAUUGGCUGGUGGAAAACUCAGUCCUGUCAAUAGCCCUUGAAGGUAAUAUCGACCAGGCGCAGUACUGUGACCGAAUAAAGGGAAUCAUUGAGCUCCUUGGCAGCAAACUCUCCUUGGACGAGCUCUCCAAAAUCUGGAGAAUACAGGCGGGACAGUCCUCCACGGUGAUCGAGAACAUCCACGCCAUCAUCGCGGCCGCCGCGGUCAAGUUCAACUUCGACCAGCUCAGCCAUCUGUUUGUCCUCAUCCAGAAGAGCUGGGAGGUGGAGAGCGACCGCGUUCGCCAGAAGCUCUUGAGUUUGAUCGGGAGGAUCGGCCGAGAGGCCCGCUCCGAGGCCACUACGGGCAAGGUGCUGGAGGUGCUCUGGGAGCUGGCACACCUGCCCACGUUGCCCGUUAAUUUGGUGCAGCAGGCUUUGGAGGAGCACCUCACUAUCCUUAGCGACGCGUACGCUGUCAAGGAGACCGUCAAAAGGAACUACAUCAUCAAGUGCAUUGAGGACAUCAAGAAGAUACUAACGCAGGAGGAAACAAAACCUUCCAGCGAGACACAGGUCUCUUUUCUAACGGGCUCCUGGGGCAAGAAGAAACCCAGCUCGCUGUCCAAAUCCUCGCAGCAGAGUAACCCACAGGCCGUGUGGGUAGUGCCAGCUCUUCGCCAGCUUCAUGAGAUCACCCGCUCGUUCAUCAAGCAGACCUACCAAAAACAGGACAAGAGCAUCAUCCAGGACCUGAAGAAGAACUUUGAGAUCGUCAAGCUGAUCACCGGGAGCCUGGUGUCCUGCCACCGGCUGGCCGUGUCCGUCGCUGGCCAGGGCGGCCUCUCCGGGUCCACGCUCGUGGACGGCCGCUACUCCUACCAAGAGUACCUGGAGGGCCACCUCAAGUUCCUGGCCUUCUUCCUGCAGGAGGCCAGCCUGUACCUUGUGUGGAACCGGGCCAAGGAGGUGUGGGAGUGCCUCGUGUCCGGGAUGGACGUCUGCGAACUGGACAGAGAGAUGUGCUUUGAGUGGUUCACCAAGGGGCAGCACGACCUGGAGAGUGACGUGCAGCAGCAGCUCUUCAAGGAGAAGAUCCUGAAGCUGGAGCCUUAUGAGAUCACCAUGAAUGGCUUCAACCUUUUCAAGACCUUCUUUGAGAACGUGAACCUCAGUGACCACCGCCUGAAACGCCAAGGAACCCAGCUGUGUGUGGAGCGCUUGGAUCUUGCGGGGAUGGACUUCAUCUGGCGCAUCGCCAUGGAGUCACCGGACGAGGAGAUCGCCAACGAGGCCAUCCAGCUCAUCAUCACCUACAGCUACAUCAACCUCAACCCCAAAAUGAAGAAGGACUCCGUGACGCUGCACAAGAAGUUCAUCGCGGAUUGCUAUAAAAGACUGGAGGCCGCCAGCUCGGCCUUGGGUGGGCCCACUCUGACGCACGCCGUCACCAGGGCGACCAAGAUGCUGACGGCCACCGCCAUGCCCACCGUCGCCACCUCUGUUCAGUCGCCUUCCAGGUCAACAAAGCUGGUGAUCAUCGAACGGCUUCUGUUACUUGCUGAACGUUACGUCAUCACAAUAGAGGAUUUGUAUUCGGUCCCUCGGACUAUUCUACCUCACGGAGCGUCUUUCAACGGCCACCCCGUGACUCUCCACGUCACCUACGAAUCUACCAAAGACACUUUCACCCUGGAGGCCCACAGCAAUGAAACUAUCGGCAGCAUCAGAUGGAAGAUAGCAGACCAUUUAAGCUGCCCUGUGGACAACGUUCAGAUAUUUGCCAAUGACAGUGUGCUGACCAUGAACCGCGACCAGAAGCUGCUGAACCAGCUGGGCUUCUCGGACGAGCAGAGCCUGACGGUGAAGAGCUCGGGCACGGGCACCCCCUCGGGCAGCUCGGCCGACUCCUCGGCCAGCGCCAGCAGCAGCAGCAGCGGCGUCUUCAACACCACCUACGCCCUGGAGCAGGAGAAGUCUCUUCCUGGGGUGGUGAUGGCCCUGGUGUGUAAUGUGUUUGAGAUGCUGUACCAGCUGGCCAACCUGGACGAGCCCAGAAUAACUCUACGUGUGCGCAAGCUCCUGCUCUUAAUCCCCACUGACCCCGAGGUCCAGGAUGCUCUGGAUAACUUUGUGCCAAAAGAAUCCAGCGUGUGGAGCCACCAGAAAACCCUCUUCACGCUGGGCUCCGGUAACCAGGCCUCCAAGUCCCCGUCUCUGUCCUCCAAGCAGCAGCACCAGCAGAGCGCCGCCUCCAUACUGGAGUUUCUGUUCCGCUCCUCCGCGCCCGGCAUGUCCACCUUCAGAGUGCUGUACAACCUAGAGGUGCUGAGCUCCAAGCUGAUGCCCACCUCCGACGACGAGAUGGCCAAAACCAGCGUCAAGUCCUUCUGUGAGAACUUCCUCAAAGCAGGGGGCCUGAGCCUGGUGGUGAACGUCAUGCAGAGGGACUCCAUCCCCUCCGAGGUGGACUACGAGACCAGACAGGGGGUCUACUCCAUUUGCCUUCAGCUGGCGAGGUUCCUGCUGGUAGGGCAGACCAUGCCCAGCAUCCUGGACGAGGAGGUGGGCAAGGACGGCGUGGACGCGCUGUCGUCCCGGCCCUUCCGCAAUGUGAGCCGGCAGAGCAGCCGGCAGCUGUCCCUGUGCGGCACGCCCGAGAAGUCCUCCUACCGCCAGAUGUCCAUGUCCGACCGCUCCUCCAUCCGCGUGGAGGAGAUCAUCCCGGCGGCGCGAGUGGCCAUCCAGACCAUGGAGGUUGGUGACUUCACCUCAACAGUGGCAUGUUUCAUGCGACUCACGUGGGCAGCUGCAGCGGGACGAUUGGACCUUGUGGGCAGCAGCCAGCCAAUCAGAGAGAGCACCAACUCCCUCUUUCCCAUGGGCAUCCGCAGUCGUGUCAGCAGCACAGGAAGCAACUGCAGCUCCAGCAGCGAGGGAGAGGCCACCACCCUGCACGCGGGCAUCUGCGUGAAGCAGCAGUGCGUGUCCAUCAAGGACACCAUCAUCGCCCGGGAGGCCCUGUCUCUGCUGGUCACCUGCCUGCAGCUGCGCUGCCAGCAGCUCUGUUCCUUCUACAACCUGCCGUGUGUGAGCGAUUUUAUAAUCGACAUACUGCUUGGAUCGCCCAGUGAAGAGAUCCGCCGUGUGGCCUGUGACCAGCUGUACACCCUCAGCCAGACGGACACCUCCGGCUACCCCGACCUGCAGAAGCCCAACCUCUUCCUCCUCAAGGUGGUUCUCACUGCCCAGCUGCCCCUGUGGUCCCCCACCAGCAUCAUGAGGGGCAUCAACCAGAGGCUGCUGUCUCAGUGCACAGAGUACUUCGACCUGCGAUGCCAGCUUCUGGACGACCUGACCUCCACAGAGAUGGAGCAGCUGCAGAUCAGCCCGGCGGUCAUGCUGGAGGACGAGAUCAACUGGCUGGACAACUUCGAGCCCACCUGGACCGCCGAGCUGGAGACCAGCGAGGCCGACAACAUCCUGCAGGCGGGCCACCUGCGGCUCAUCAAGACCCUGCUGUCACUGUGCGGGAACGAGAAGGAGCAGCUGGGCUCCUCCCUGAUCCAGCAGCUCCUGGACGACUUCCUGUUCCGGGCGUCGCGCAUCAUUCUCAACAGCAACAACCCCUCCAGCUCCUCGGCCCCCAUCCAGGACUUCCACCCAAAGUGCAGCACGGUCAGCAGUCGCCUGGCGGCGUACGAGGUGCUGGUGAUGCUGGCGGACAGCUCCAUCACCAACCUGCAGCUCAUCACGCGCGAGCUCCUCUCCAUGCACCACCAGUGCGACCCCUCGCUCACCAAGGAGUUUGACUUCCUGCCUCCCGUGGACAGUCGGUCGGUGUCGGGGUUCGUGGGCCUGAAGAACGGGGGCGCCACCUGCUACAUGAACGCCGUCUUCCAGCAGCUCUACAUGCAGCCGGGCCUGCCCGAGGCGUUCCUAUCCAUUGAGGACGACGCAGAGAACCCAGACGAGAGCGUGUUCUGCCAGGUCCAGUCCCUGUUCGGCCACCUGAUGGAGAGCAAGCUGCAGUACUACGUCCCCGAGAACUUCUGGAAGAUCUUUAAGAUGUGGAACAAGGAGCUGUACGUGCGGGAGCAGCAGGACGCCUACGAGUUCUUCACCAGUCUGGUGGACCAGCUGGACGAGCACCUGAAGAAAAUUGGGAGAGAGCAGAUUUUCAAGAACACGUUUCAGGGCAUCUUCUCCGAUCAGAAGAUCUGCAAGGACUGCCCGCACAGGUAUGAACGGGAGGAGACCUUCAUGGCCUUGAACCUGGGCGUGACGUCCUGCCAGAGUUUGGAGAUCUCCUUGGACCAGUUUGUCAGGGGAGAGGUCCUGGAAGGGAGCAAUGCCUACUACUGUGAGAAGUGCAAGGAGAAGAGGACCACAGUGAAGCGCACCUGCAUCAAGUCCCUCCCCAGCGUGCUGGUCAUCCACCUGAUGCGCUUCGGCUUCGACUGGGAGAGCGGGCGCUCCAUCAAGUACGACGAGCAGAUCAGGUUUCCGUGGGUAUUGAACAUGGAGCCCUACACGGUGUCGGGCAUGGCACGCCAGGACUCCAGCUCUGACCACGGAGAGAACGGGCGGGGCGGGGAGCCGGGCUCCGGGGGGUCCCCGCGGAAGAAAGUGACCAUCUCCGAAAACUACGAGCUGGUGGGCGUGGUGGUGCACAGCGGACAGGCCCACGCCGGCCACUACUACUCCUUCAUCAAGGACCGCCGCGGAAGUGCCCGAGGCCGAUGGUACAAGUUCAACGACAACAUGGUGGAGGAGUUCGACAUGAACGACGAGUCGCUGGAGUACGAGUGCUUCGGGGGAGAAUACCGACCCAAAGUUUACGACCAGUCCAAUCCCUACCCGGAUGUGCGCAGGCGGUACUGGAACGCCUACAUGCUCUUCUACCAGCGAAUAUCGGACCAGAACUCGCCCGUCCAGCCCAAGAAGAGCCGCGUGAGCGUGAUGAGGCAGGAGGCCGAGGACCUGUCCCUGUCCGCCCCCUCGUCCCCCGAAAUCUCCCCCCAGUCCUCCCCGCGGCCCCCGAGGGCCAACAACGACCGCCUGUCCCUGCUCACCCGCCUGGUGAGGAAGGGCGAGAAGAAGGGGCUGUUUGUGGAGAAGAUGCCGGUCAGGAUCUACCAGAUGGUGAGAGAUGAGAACCUGAAGUUCAUGAAGAACAGGGACGUGUAUAACAGCGACUACUUCAGCUUCACCCUCUCGCUGGCCUCCGUCAAUGCCACCAAACUCAAGCACCCAUCUUACCAGGCCAUGGCCAAGGUCAGCCUGCAGCUGGCUGUCCAGUUCCUCUUCCACACUUACCUGCACACCAAGAAGAAGCUCAGGGCAGACACGGACGAGUGGAUCACCACUGUGGAGGUGCUUCUGUCCAAGAGCAGCGAGGCGUGCCAGUGGAUGGUGCAGUACCUGGUCAGCCCCGAGGGACGCGAGAUCAUCAAGAUCUGCCUCCUGGAGUGCAGCGUGCGGGAGGUGCGGGUGGUGGUGGCCACCGUCCUGGAGAAGACCCUGGAGAGCGCCCUGAACUUCCAGGACCAGGGCGUGGACGCGCUGCUGGACGUCCUGCUGUCCCUGCUGGACAAGGACGUCCCGGAGAACUGCAAGAACUGCUCACAGUACUUCUCCCUCUUCAGCAGCUUCGUGCAGAGGGGCUAUGGACCCUGUCAGCUGCUCCUCAAACACUCCGCCUACCGCCGGAUGCUCAUCUUCCUCCUGGGACCCAACCGGCAGAACAACCAGAACCGGCGCUGGAGCCCGGCCCAGGCCCGCGAGUUCCUCCACCUGCACAACACCCUGGCCCUGGUGGUGCUGCACUCGGACCUGUCAGCGCACAGGACUGUGGCUCUGGGUUCUUACAAGCACAGCGCGGCGGGGAGCCUCCCCGCCUCCACCCCCCUCCUCCCCCUGCACGCCGACAUCGAGACCUCGCUCUUCAAACCGGAGGGCCAGCCCUACCUGCUGGAGGUGAUGUUCGCCAUGCGGGAGCUGUCCGGCCCGCUCUCCUUCCUGAUCGAGAUGAUCACCUACUGCUCCCUGUGCAACGAGCACUUCUCCCUCAGCGUGCUGCAGCUCCUCAAGGUACCCCAGCGGGGCGCCCCUCCUCACGAGCUGAAGAACGUCUUCCAGAUGCUGCUGGAGAUCCUGAUGGUAGAAGACCCUCUGCAGGCGCAGCGGCUGAAGUUUGCGUUUGAAUCGGAGAAGGGGCUGCUGGCUCUGAUGCACCAAAGCAACAAUGUGGACAGCAGCCGCUGCUAUCAGUGUGUCAAGUUCCUGGUCACUCUGGCCCAGAAGUGCGCUCCUGCCAAGGACUACUUCAAGGACCUCUCCAGUCACUGGAGCUGGGCUGUGCAGUGGCUGCAGAAGAAGAUGUCAGAACACUACUGGACGCCCCAGAGCAACGUUUCGAACGAGACGUCCACCGCCAAGACCUUCCAGCGCACAAUUUCGGCGCAGGACACGCUGGCGUACGCUACCGCCCUCCUGAACGAGAAGGAGCAGUCCGGGAGCAGCAACGGGUCAGACGGAAGUCCGGCCAAUGAGAACUCGGAUCGCAGUCUGAGACAGGGCUCGGAGUCUCCCAUGAUGCUGGGGGAUUCCAAGAGCGACCUGGAAGACGUGGACUCCUAAUUCUCUUCGCCAAGAUGGGGGUUUUUCCACUGCUGAAGAAAAAGGACCUUGAUAAUCUCUCCGGUGGAGACAGGGUUGUGGCUUUUGCGCAGCCAAUCAGAAGACUGUAACUGGUAACUGUAACCUCCGCGGGGUCAGGAAAACGGAGGACGUGGACGCGAUGCAACCAGUGGGAGCGUCUCCCCCACCCACCCUAGUAAAGCCACAGACUUCAGUGAACGUACACUCUUCCACUCUUCAUCAGCAGGACCCAAGCUGCUGCCAUCACCUUCACAUUCGGUUUGGCUUUUACUAAGGGGCUUUGUAGAUUUUUUUUUUUUUAAACGGUUCAUGUGUGAAUACCAUCCAGGCCAACAGAUGAAGUCAAAUCCGUUAUUCUUUUUCUUUUUUUUUUCCAUUACCAUACAGUGCUGCAAAACAAGUAAGGUGUUGAGUGGGUUCAUUUUAAAGGUUGAUUUUGUUCUUUUUUGCCAAUGUAAUUAAAUAGAAACUAUUCAUAAUGUAAAAUUGUGUUCCAUAGAUGUAAUUUCAAAUGUAAGAUAAUAUUUUAAAGUACUCUCUGCCUUUCUGAGUUUCUGUAUCUGUGUGCUUUAGUUCCCUCUAGCAAGAACUUGUCAGAUUUUGGAAAGUCAAAUUAGUCAUAAGCUUUUUUUUUUUGUUGAGGAUAUUUUUAAAUGCACUUUAAGGUCAAAUUCAGUUUCAUAUAUUUUGAAAGCAACAUCUGACGAGUCCCUUUCUAGAGUUAAUUGAAAGCUCACGGGUGCAGGCAUCUCUUUUGUUUUGGUUUUAUCUGUACAGUGGCAGUUGUCCCAAACAGAUUUUCUGUGGGACUAGCUGAGCAGAGGCCUCUGAAGAGAACUGCUUUAGGUGGGUUUUGCAGGUUCAGUGAGGAGGCUGCUUGUUUCAGGUCAGAAUCAGGCUACUGUUUUCCCCCAUAGUGCCGUGCGGAGCUGUGCGCGUCCACGGCAGCCAGGGCCUGGUCUUGGGGAGCGUUGACAGUGCUGUGAGAGUGGCGUACGGAUCAGUGCCCCUGGGAAGCUGUGGCUGCGGAGCGCUGGAUCGGGCUGUAGGCCGAGCGGAUGGACGGCCGUGAGAACAGCGAUGCGCUGGAGAGCAGCGGUGAAAAGAGAGGAGAGUCUGCUCCUCCGCUCCUCCACCCCUCCUCCCCUCCGCCCGCCUGACCCGAGUCUGCUCUUUCAGCAAGGCUCCUGAACGACGAGCAGUGAGACGUUUGUCUGCUGGAUUUUAUUAGUGUUUUUUUUAUUUUAUUUGAAUCGUCUGGGGUUUCUUUCUCUUAUUUUUUAUUUUUUUUUGCACGUUUCGAUUUCUGUACCCUUGCUGCCCUGUGAUUUGAUUGACCAUGCCUUACGCUGUCAGAUUCGUUUGCUCCUUCUGAGGACGGCUUUAGAGGCCUCUGCAAUCUCUCGUGCCAUUGGCUGAUGGAGAGCCUCCACACUACACUUGCUGGAAGAAAGCACAUUAAUCUGAGAGGUAAUACUUGGGUGCCAACUGAUUAGUUUUUUUUUUUUUUUUAAAUCAGAAACAUUAGACGCAGUAUGUAUAUUUUAGAGUCUAAUGUGGUAAACGUAGACAUGAAUUAUAUUCCGCGGAAAAUUCCACACACCACUUUAAAACGUCGGCAGUGUGGUUCCUGAAGCCUGGUGCAUGGUUUUGCCAAAUCAUGGUGUGGAACUGGGUGCGGCAGAGCACUUGCAGGUGCGUUAAGUUUGCUAAGCGGCGCGUUGUCAGUCUUCAGCCCGGCGAAAGUGACCUCUACUCCCUCCCGUAGGAAGCAGAAGUCGCAGAAACACCGCCUGCUUCACGUUUCACUCAAACGGUUCCUCCGGUCCGCAGAGAAGUGUGCGCUACUAGCCGCCGUGUCUAACGGAACUGGAGCUGGUCCGCGAUAUACUGGAGGUCAGACGAUGCGACAGCCCGUUUGGCUUUAAUAGGGGUUUUUUCAGCUGUUUUAUUUGCCUCAGCCCUUCGUUUGCUUUCUCUUUUGCCUUAGCGCACGUCUGUGCGUAGGGGAGGGGGGAGCACGUUAGCACGUUAUCCCGACCCGCGGCCCGUGGAAGGAGCCUUUUAAGUGCCUUUUUACAAAAAAAACCUUCAGACUGUUUGAGUGCACCGCUCCUGCCGCUAGGAACAGAGGUGUACAGCAGAUCAGUCCCAGUAAACCACCGUGUGCUGGCUUUCCUGGGGUAAACAGCAUGGCAGAGGCAGAUUUACGGACUCCGCGCAGGUACCGAACGGGGCUGCGCGUAGACGGACCGCCGCCGAGGCUGGUCUACCUGCGAGCAAGCCGAUGAGCUCAUGCACCGCAGUGACGAAUGGCCCUUCCCUAAAUUCAGUAGGCCGCUUGCAUUUGAUAUUUUUUCUUGCGUUCCUUCCGUUCCUCGUGCUGUUUUGGCAGGGUAUGAUGUGGGGAAAGUGCUGCUUCACCUUCAGUUUUACAGCAUAGAUGCCUGGGUAUACAGCUUUAAUUAACACUUCAAUGUUUACAGUGUGUGGACCUACCUAGCAACUACAGAACUUGGAAUGUUACUUUGAAGUUCAGAAUGAAAUUCUGAGUGGAUGGAUUUGAUUCCAUGGCAUCCUUACAGUUUGCACUUCUCAGUAAGUGAUUCUUGGCCACUUUUUUCACUGUUCUAUAAUUUAGUGGAGAGGACAAGGGCUUUUCCGAUCCAUUCAUAUUUUUUUUUAGAAAGCAGAAUAUUCUAGAUGGUCUGCUUGUAGUGCACCUCAUUGUGAAACGUUUUUUCUCUUACUCCCUGCAGCUGAAUGUGGUUUUCACAAUCCUUUUUGCAUUUUGUGCGUGCGUGUGUGCGUGCGUGUGCGCUCAUGUGCGCGUCUGUUGUUUUACGUGGUUGUGGCAUACUGGUGAUCCACACAUCGGCCGGCCUUCCGUCUUUGCGCGUCUCAACUUCGGAAGGCAAAAGUUCGCCUGGUUUCACUGUGUGAAGGAACAGGCUUUUCGCUCCGAUGGAGAGUGGUGAUGGGGUUAGGAAACCCGGGGGGACGGGGGAAACUAGGUGGGAAUCCACGCGAUUUCAUUUGAUAUGCAAUUAAUCAAGUCGUAGUUUCUUCCACUGAGUUGGAAGGGCUUUUUUUACUUAACCUCUCUGUUCCGUCAGGAGAGCCCCUCUGAGAUGCAUUGUGGGAAGAAGACCGUUGAGGGAGCAGUUCAGUGCCUUCACAAAAGGCACGAUUGUGUUGUCGUUUGCCCCCCCACACCCACCCCCACCCCACGUUCUCUGAAGGACAUUUGUGACGAGGUCAGAGCAUGAUGUGAAAACUUAAUACUGUGACAGCAAAAGCCUCCUCUCUCUCUCCGAACUUUGUCAAGUUGCCAAGGACAAUGCAUUCACUCUUCAUCGAGACAAUGAUUAAAGAAACAUCCAGUCAAAAUUUGUGGUUUAAGUAAAACUACCAGGGUUUAAUAAUAAUAAACGAGAAGUAUCGUCGGGUAUUUUCCCCAGUCUGGCACCAGUAGUCUAUUUCAGAAAGUUCCAAUCAGUCCUUUGUUUUUAAAUUGGGGUGAAGGGGUGGGUGUGAGCAUACGGGUUUUUAUUCAGUGUCAUUUUGCUUUGAGCAUUCAUUUUGCUGAAGUAUGAAGUGUCGGAAUUCUGUAAUGCAUGUUAAAACGGAGUGUUAAUUUGUACAUCAGAGUUUGAUUAUGGGAAUAUUUGAUAAAAAAAAUAAACUGGAAUGCACAACCUUUUACAAA
Messenger RNA from Anguilla rostrata (American eel), 12184 nucleotides. It is a transcript of the gene usp24, whose product is annotated as ubiquitin specific peptidase 24. Gene Ontology annotation, molecular function: protein binding; cysteine-type deubiquitinase activity. The transcript is spliced from 67 exons. NCBI's taxonomy places the organism in Eukaryota, Metazoa, Chordata, Actinopteri, Anguilliformes, Anguillidae. Gene Ontology annotation, cellular component: nucleus; cytosol. The coding region runs from base 571 to 8454 and encodes 2627 amino acids. Gene Ontology annotation, biological process: protein deubiquitination. The record is from RefSeq and is a predicted model, not a curated record.